Ruditapes philippinarum (Manila clam) is the source of this 2995-nucleotide messenger RNA. RefSeq names its product N-acyl-phosphatidylethanolamine-hydrolyzing phospholipase D-like. Lineage: Eukaryota; Metazoa; Mollusca; Bivalvia; Venerida; Veneridae. Gene Ontology annotation, molecular function: zinc ion binding; N-acylphosphatidylethanolamine-specific phospholipase D activity. Gene Ontology annotation, cellular component: cytoplasm; membrane-bounded organelle. Gene Ontology annotation, biological process: N-acylphosphatidylethanolamine metabolic process; N-acylethanolamine metabolic process. Bases 357 to 1442 code for a protein of 361 amino acids. The record is from RefSeq and is a predicted model, not a curated record. The transcript is spliced from 5 exons.
GUAUACGUCAUGAAUUACUUCCCUUGAUCAAUGUCCGAAAUAUUUGACCUUUAUCAUAGAUUUAACACUGUACACAGGUUUGGUUAAACUGACAAAAUAAUACCAAAUUCAACGGAAUAAGAUAUGUGGAUAUUUCAAAUUCACCAUUGUGUUUGGAUUAAAUAAAGUUCUACCAUACUGAGCAACCUAGAGCUGUAUGUCCUAGAUUUUAACACGUUCUAUCUUUAGUUACGUAAUGCAGUGGGAAACUAUAAAGUAGAUUCUACAGAAACGUACACGGAUUUAUUCGAUUUAAUUAUAAGGCCUGAUUAUUUUCUAGUUUCGCUUUAAUUAUUAAUAAUAAACUGCUGAUAAACAUGGGCGGUACAGGGGGAAAGAUAAACAAAGAUGAGAAUGGCAUCGAUCCGAAAAGUUUUGAAGAAAAUGGAUUAGUACAACCUAUAUUUGAAAAUGGACGUUUCAAAAAUCCGUUCGAUACGUUCGAAGAAAGGACAUUGACAGAUGUUUUUAAGAUGAUCAGGUCUGAGGACAACAGUAAAAUACCAUGGAAAAAUAAAGAGGAACUUGACAGAACAUUACCAGUUGUAACACCAGAUUUUGAGAAGUUGAGGAACCCUCCAAACGGCAACGUUCAGCUAAUGUGGGCCGGACACGCCUCUAUACUGGUACAGUUUGAUGGACUGACUGUACUCACUGACCCAAUAUGGGGAGACAGGUGCGGGCCGCUUGGAAUUAUGGGUCCGAAGAGAUAUCGCCCGCCCCCGUGCAAGAUUGAGGAUAUCCCACACGUGGAUGCAGUUGUUAUCAGCCAUAAUCAUUACGACCAUCUUAAUCACGAAUCGGUGGUCAAACUGAACCGGAAGUUUGGCGACAAGCUACAUUGGUUUGUCGCUAUAGGUCAAGCCGACUGGAUGAGGCAGUGUGGGUGUAAAAAUGUAGUGGAGCUAACAUGGUGGCAAGAACACACUCUUGCCAAAGAUGGUAAACAGUACAUGUUUGCUGCAACCCCAGCACAGCAUUGGUGCAAGCGAACAAUAUCGGAUACAAACAAGGCACUAUGGUGUAGCUGGGUUGUUAAAGGUCCAAAACACAGUUUUUACUUUGCUGGAGACACAGGUUACUGUUGUGCUUUUAAACAGAUUGGGAACAAAUAUGGUCCAUUCUCAUUGUCAGCCAUACCUAUAGGAGCGUAUGAGCCAAGAUGGUUCAUGAGACCACAGCACGUGAAUCCGGAGGAGGCCGUCAUUAUGCACGAGGAAUUAAAGUCAGAGAAAUCUGUAGGGAUACAUUGGGGGACAUUCAGACUGACAACAGAGCAUUACAUGGAGCCUAAACAGAAGCUAAGUGAUAUAGUGAAAGAGAAAGGUUUAGAUUCAGGAUGUUUCUUCACAGUGAAGCACGGAGAAGUUGUGACGUUGACAGACGAACAUGUGACAUCUUGAUGAACAUUUAGUGUUAGGAGUUUCCAUUUAUUUUAAUGUCUACAUUUAAAGCGGCCUUCAGCUGCUAUUUUUUGUUGCAAAAACAAUUCUGUGUUGUUUCAAACUAAGUAUUUCAGUAGUUUUAGUAGUUUUAUCUUGGAAUCAUAUCACUGUUUAGCUUCAAAACAGGGUCCCGAGAACUAUUUAUAACGCAUCGGCGACGUUCGUUUCUAAAACAACGAGUCGUCCUAUUUGUUUUUAUUUGUAUUUUAUUGUCGGCAAAUUUUCAUUUUCCAUCUAAAUUCUUUUCAUUUUCCACCUAAAUUCUUUUGGAUUUGACAAAUUUAUGAAACGAUUUGUCUAAAAAACAACUUGCCCCUUACCGCUGUAGGUUCGAAUUCCUAAUGUGAGGAAGCUAUCUUGCUAGCUUACGUAACGUCGGUGGUUCUACUCAGGUUUGCGUCCGUGCCUGAAAUAAUGCUCGGAAGGGCAACUGAGGUCUUCAUUCACCAGUAAAGCUGGAAUGUCGCCAUAUGACAUAUACUGUGUCGGUGUGACGUAAAACCCAAUCAAGCAAACAAACAAAAUCUAAAAAUAACAUAUUUAACCUUCGGUAAAAAGCUGAAGGCUCCUUUAAGAUACAAUAUUAGUACGACAAACAGACAUGUGACAUAAUAAACAAAAUAAGCAAAACCAUUACUUUUGGUAAAUAAGGAAUUUUUACGGAGAGCUGUGACAACAAAAUCAACAUGACAUAUAUACAAAACUAAUACAGUAUGGUUUGAUAUGAAAAAUGUUUCAUGUUUUAGUUUCGAUACAUGUUAUUUAUUCACUGUUUUGGUUACGAUGCAUGUUAUUUAUUCACUGUUUUGAUUUUAAUGCACGUUAUUUAUUCAUCACUGUUUUGGUUUAGAUGCAUGUUAUUUAUUCACUCAGGGAAACAACGUGAAUUUGUUAUUUUGACAGAAAAAUAUGUGCCUAAAUAUCUUAAAGUUCCAUAAAGCCUGAAAAACGUUAUAUUUUUAAUUUUCAAAAACUUUGUAUUUUUGGUGCACUAUUCGAUCAUUGACCCUCGUUUUGCCUUUUGGCAGUUGAACAGUCAUAAUGAUUUGUUACUCGUUGUGGAAGUCAAAAUGCCUCUUUGUUUACAUUUUACUUCCUUUAUCAUAAAUUAUUUCACAUUCAGAGCUAUUUUUCAAGUCAUAAGUAUCUUACAUAAUUAUAUUGUUCUAAAUCAAUUAUGACAACAUUAUAAAACACGCGUUUGCUCUUUCUAUAGAUACAAAAAUAUGAGACUUCAUGUGCCUUUAAUGUAUUUUUUGUCUAGGUAAUUUAUUCAGGUCACGAUGACAUAAAUAUAAAUCAACUUGUAUACAGUGAUAAAAAGUCACAUAAAUGUUUGUACAUUAAGAAUAUUCUAUUUAUACAUUGAUAUAAAAAGUGUAAUUAAUAUCAAAUAAAUAUAUGAGCCGCGUCACGACAAAACCAACAUUAUGGGUUUGAGACCAGCAUGGAUCCAGACCAGACUGCGCAUCCGCGCAGUCUGAUCAGGAUCCAUGCUGUUCGCUAUCAGU